GCUUUGACCAACUCCUCAGACUGCACUAUGAGAGCUCUUGUGUUUCUGCUGCUGGUGGCUGCAGCCACUGCAUACACGAUGGAGAAGUGUGACCUGGCAAGGAAGCUGAAACGAGCAGGAAUGCACAACUACAACGGAGUACCCUUAUCUGACUGGGUCUGUCUGGCAGAGCAUGAGUCUAGCUAUCGCACAGAUGUUGUAGGCCCUCCGAACUCGGAUGGUUCCAGGGACUACGGCAUCUUCCAGAUCAACAACAGAUAUUGGUGCAAAGAUGGCCAGUUCUCUGGUACAGGCUGUGGUGUCAACUACAGGGGUGAGUUGGCCAAAACAUGA
This is a messenger RNA of Engraulis encrasicolus (European anchovy), 333 nucleotides long. RefSeq names its product lysozyme C II-like. Gene Ontology annotation, molecular function: lysozyme activity. Lineage: Eukaryota; Metazoa; Chordata; Actinopteri; Clupeiformes; Engraulidae. The record is from RefSeq and is a predicted model, not a curated record. Bases 28 to 333 code for a protein of 101 amino acids. The transcript has 2 exons.